CAACCAAAUCGAUUUUCUACAAAUCCAGUGAAGAAGAAGAAGAAGAAGAAGAUGAUGAGCAGCUCCUCCGACGAAUGUGGUAAUUACAGAAACAACGACGAAGCAGCAGCGUCGUCGUCGCAGAACAAGUACAAAGGAAUCCGUCGCCGGAAAUGGGGGAAGUGGGUGUCGGAGAUCAGGGUACCGGGGACGCCGGAGCGGCUGUGGUUGGGAUCAUACGCCACACCGGAGGCGGCGGCGGUGGCACACGACGUGGCUUUCUACUGCCUAAGAGGCAACUCGUCGCCGAAGAAUCUGAACUUUCCGUUGGUGUUGCCCGCCGGAGCGAGGGUGGGAAUGUCGCCGCGGUCGGUGCAGAAGGCGGCGUCGGACGCCGGAUUGGCGAUUGAUGCGCGGCUGUCGGAUGGAAAAUCGUCGCAGAGAAGAAGUGGUGAAGAAUACCUGGAUAUUUCUGUGGAAGAUUAUCUAUAAUUAAUUAAUUAAUUAAUUACGCAAAGCUCUGUUUUUUUCUUUCUUCUUUAAUCUGUCUUUAAAUGGUCAGACAGUUUAUGUUGGAGUUGGUUUUUGGUGCGCACAACUAAGUUAUUGCACGCCCUAUAAAUAUAUUUUUAGUUAUUAUUA
Molecule: messenger RNA, 621 nt
Organism: Erythranthe guttata (spotted monkey flower)
Lineage: Eukaryota; Viridiplantae; Streptophyta; Magnoliopsida; Lamiales; Phrymaceae
Product: Integrase-type DNA-binding superfamily protein
Biological process (GO): regulation of DNA-templated transcription
Molecular function (GO): DNA binding; DNA-binding transcription factor activity
Source: RefSeq, a predicted model, not a curated record